Molecule: messenger RNA, 2606 nt
Organism: Aplysia californica (California sea hare)
Lineage: Eukaryota; Metazoa; Mollusca; Gastropoda; Aplysiida; Aplysiidae
Product: serine hydroxymethyltransferase, cytosolic
Exons: 8
Coding region: 112-1509 (465 amino acids)
Biological process (GO): protein homotetramerization; tetrahydrofolate interconversion; L-serine catabolic process
Cellular component (GO): cytoplasm; nucleus; cytosol
Molecular function (GO): mRNA regulatory element binding translation repressor activity; pyridoxal phosphate binding; mRNA 5'-UTR binding
Source: RefSeq, a predicted model, not a curated record
AGGGAAUGUCAUUGGCUCUUUACUGUAUAUAACCCUUUGACACGCGCUCUGUCGCUGUCUCGUUCUCUGCUACCGGUUGUAAUUCAGGACCGCCCGACGUACACAAGCAUCAUGUCAGGUGACUGGAAUCUUCAAGAUGACAUCUCUGUGGACGAUCCAGAGAUGUGUGAGCUCAUCAAGAAAGAGAAAGAUAGGCAACGGAAGGGUCUGGAAAUGAUUGCAUCAGAAAACUUUGCCAGCAAGUCUGUUCUCCAAGCCUUGGGUAGUUGUCUCAACAACAAGUACUCUGAAGGACAACCUGGACAGAGAUAUUACGGUGGAAAUGAGAUCAUUGAUCAGGUAGAGCGUCUUUGCCAGAAAAGGGCAUUGGAGGCAUUUAAUCUCAACCCAGAGGAAUGGGGCGUCAACGUACAGCCACUCUCUGGGUCUCCCGCAAACUUUGCUGUGUACACUGCUAUGGUACAACCCCAUGGCCGCAUCAUGGGUCUAUACUUACCAGACGGAGGCCAUCUCAGCCACGGUUUUAUGACCAACCAGAAAAAAGUGUCAGCUACAUCUGUGUAUUUUGAGUCUUUCCCCUACAAACUUGACCCUGCUACUGGCUUGAUUAACUACAAUGAGCUGGAAUCCAAUGCAAAACUGUUUCUACCUUCAAUGAUCAUCGCAGGCAUCAGCUGUUACUCCAGAGACCUUGACUACAAGCGUUUUAGAGACAUCGCUGAUAGUGUCGGAUCUUACCUUCUGGCUGAUAUGGCUCACGUCAGUGGUCUGGUAGCUGCAGGUGUUGCCCCAAACCCUUUUGAGUACUGUGAUGUUGUGACCUCUACCACUCACAAAACUCUUCGCGGCCCGAGGUCAGGCCUGAUCUUUUACAGGAAAGGUGUUCGCAAAGUGCUGAAGAAUGGAGACAAAGUGAUGUACGACUUGGAAAAGAAAAUCAAUGAGGCUGUGUUCCCUGGCCUUCAGGGUGGCCCCCACAACCAUCAGAUUGCAGCUGUGGCUGUCGCCUUGAAACAAGCAAAAACACCAGCAUUCAAAGCAUACCAGCAGCAGGUGAUCAGUAAUGCCAAGACUAUGUGCCAGACUCUUCUGGACAAGGGUUACCAUAUCGUCUCAGGUGGAACGGACAACCAUCUUGUUUUGGUUGAUUUGAGGAAUAAAGGUCUUGAUGGAGCUCGUGGUGAGAAGGUGUUAGAAGACGUUGGCAUUGCUGUGAACAAAAACACUUGUCCUGGGGAUAAGAGUGCUCUCAAGCCCAGUGGUCUUCGACUUGGUGCUCCUCCUCUGUCAUCAAGGAACUUGCUGAAUGACGACUUUGUUAAAGUUGUAGGAUUCUUUGAUGAAGCUAUUAGUAUUGCUCAGGAAGCAAACAAAACCAGUGGACCCCUUUUGAAGGAAUUCAAAGCUACACUUGAAACUCCCGAGUUCCAGUCCAAGAUUGACGGUUUGAAACAGAGAGUUGAAGCAUUUGCUGUUGGCUUUCCUUUACCUGGCUUUGAUGACUGGUAAACCUUUACUAUCACUGUCAAGGCUACAUUAUGAAUGUUUGUAAGUGUAAUUCGCAAGCCAUAUAUUUGCAUUUGUUAUUUCUAUUAGGUUAGAUGGCUUGUAUGUACACCAACAAAAGAUGGAAAGUUGUGACAGUAUAGUAUACUGUGCGAGAUUGAAUAGCAUGGGUCUCAUUUUUCUGCUGUUGUCAGAUGAUAGAACAGGUUUUUUCUAUUGUCCUGAACAGGACAUAUUUACAGUUUAUUUCCGGCUUUAGUAAGUUCCUUUACUUCAUGUGUCGGCAAAUGAGUGUACUUUUUUUUUUUGCUGAGUGAGGGCUCCGGUUGUGGCCACUUCUUUUGUAAUCAUCACUGGCUUCCAUUCCAAACAAAAAUGUCUGACAUGUGAUUAGACUGAUCUGAUAUUGUGCAUCCCAGCCGUUGUAUAGAGUGCAGGUUAAGAAUAAAACUUAAAAGAGGUCUCAUGUUAAAGCAUCAGGGUGUGUUCAGGGGAAACUUUACGAAUGUUCAGUGUUGAAGCUUUAAAAAAAAAAAAGCAGACAGGCUCAACGGUGUACCACCAUGUGUUGUUCCAGAGGAGACUAUAACAUGAAAUGGUUUUGUUGUCCUUGGGGUGGUUCGAAAUGUCAAUAUGGGACAAAGCAUUUUCGGAAUAGUGGGAUGUUAAUUACGGUUUGAAACUAGUCACUUAAAAGACUGGAUGUGACCAUCACUUGAUCCUUCACUCACAUUGUAGCAGAUCACAGGGCUUGUUUAGCUUGUCAACUGUAUGGUACAGCCCUUUUUUUUUUUUAGAUUCAAUUUAACGUACGCUGUACUUUUGUUUCUUGUGAUUAAUUCCCACUAAGUAUUAAGAACAAAGAAAGCUCAUACACUACUUUUGUACAUUUUCCAUGACAAGAUAUGUGAAUUAUUAUGAUUAGCAUUACUUACUGUGAAAAGCUCCUUGUGAAUUUGUCAUGGUAGUGUGCCAUACUGUUGUUUGGGCUUGUAAAGAAUGAUGUUACGAGAUGAACAUGUGGGAUCGUUUGAUGGGGAAUAUUGAUCUCCUACAAGAUGAGGUUCUGGUUCUCAAUAAAUUUCUCUAUAAAACAAAAA